Frieseomelitta varia is the source of this 2417-nucleotide messenger RNA. RefSeq names its product UDP-glucosyltransferase 2-like. Bases 253 to 1890 code for a protein of 545 amino acids. Gene Ontology annotation, molecular function: UDP-glycosyltransferase activity. The transcript has 3 exons. The record is from RefSeq and is a predicted model, not a curated record. Lineage: Eukaryota; Metazoa; Arthropoda; Insecta; Hymenoptera; Apidae.
UGCCGGUAUAAAUAUAAUCCGUUAGUUGCCAACGAAUCUUUAGCGGAAGAAGCAUCGUACAGUCCGCAAUCACGAGUGGACUCCUGUGGAUCCAGAGUGACGGAAGCAAGUGACGAAUCCAGCGGCAGUAACCGAGGAGGGAUAUAACACAGUCAGUUCUUAAAUCGUAGUCGGCCAGAGCACCGAUUAUCUUUCAAAGAGGAAGAAAGGAAAUUUGUGUCCGAGCGCUGUCGAGUUGAUAGCUGUUUAAUCAUGUGGAUUGCUCGAACCCAGACUGUUCUCUUGUGCCUCCUAGUGAUCCUAGCGUCGUAUUCACACGCUAACAAUUCCACCGUGCUGAAGAGUGAAAAGAGAUUGAAAAUCUUGGCGAUCUUCGCUCACCUUGGCAAGAGCCAUUUCGACGUGUUCGAGCCGCUUCUUGUCGAACUGGCGCGUCGCGGUCACGAUCUGACGGUGAUCUCUCAUUUCCCAAGAACCGAGAAAGCAACGGCGGAGGAACCUUUGCCUACUUACAAGGAUAUUAGCCUGCUAGACGAGAAAAUUGGCGUUUUUGUAAACGUGGUCGAUCUGAACUCGAUAGAUGUUUUCAGCAUACUUAUACCGAUCACAGAUUUAUAUAAGCUGCACUCAGUGUCGGCAAUCACGUGCGAGAUCUGCUUGAAGAAUCCAGAAGUGAAACGUCUGGUUGACUCUGGCGAGAAGUUCGAUCUGCUGUUCGUAGAGAGCUUCAACAGUAACUGUUUCAUGGCUUUAGUGCACAAGUUCAACGCGCCUUUCAUACAAAUAUCCACUCAUCAGCUGAUGACAUGGGCCAUCGACGAUUUGGGACUGUCCAACGAGGCCAGUUAUAUACCGGCGAUGUUCACUCGAUUGCCAAGGCCGAUGAACUUCUUCCAAAGAAUGAUAAACGCGGUAACGAUCUUGUUUUCGACGAUGGUGUUUCGCACGAUGUUCCACUGGCAGGAUCAAUCCAUAGCCAAUAAAUAUUACGGACCGGGGCUUCCAGACUUGAGGUCGGUCAGUAACAACGCAUCGUUUAUGUUCGUCAACACGCAUUACAGCGUGCACGGCGCUAUCUCGUUCCCGCCAAAUGUGAUUGAAAUAGGCGGAAUUCACAUCUCGCCGAAAGUGAAACCUCUGCCAGCGAACAUCAAAAAGUUCUUGGACGAAGCCCACGAGGGCGUUUUGUAUUUCAACCUAGGCUCCAUGGUGAAAACUGCCAGCAUGCCGAAGGACAAGUUGGACGUACUAAUCAAAGUGUUCGCGUCUAUUCCUCGAAAAGUGAUUUGGAAGUGGGAGGUGAAUGAAAUACCGAAAUUAUCCAGCAACGUUCUGGUUCAGAAAUGGUUGCCUCAGUACGACAUAUUGAACCAUCCAAAUGUCAAGUGCUACUUCGGUCACGGUGGUCUUCUUGGUUUAUCGGAAGGAGUUCAGACCGGGGUUCCAAUGAUCCUCAUGCCUUUCUACGGUGAUCAAUAUCAGAACGCGAUCGCGGCUCAAGCCAGAGGCGCCGCUUUGAUCGUGAAUUUUGCCACAAUGGACGUGGAAACGUUGAUGCACGCUCUGGAUGAAAUGUUCAACAAUACCCGGUACAGCGAAAACGCCAAGAAGCUAUCGAAAGCUUACAGAGACCGACCGAGUACUCCGUUGGAGACAGCAGUGUGGUGGACAGAAUACUUGGGUCGGGGGAAUGCUCUACCAUACGUGAGAAGCGAGGCGGCGAACAUGUCCUGGUGUCAACGCAAUCUCAUCGAUGUCAUGCUUGUAUUAGCGCUCCUUGCGUUGCUCUCCGUCUACGUUUCGUUCAGAGCAUUGAAAUACAUUCUGACUAGACUCAAAAAGAAACAAGAAGAGAGAAAUGAUGGAAUGUCGUCGAAGAAGAGGGAUUGACGACGAUGCCGUUGAGAGACUUCAUGAUGACAAAUAACGUAAAAGACAAAAGAAGACGAUUAUGUAUAUACGAGUGAUGCGAUGAAAAAAGAAAGAAAGAAAAAAAAGAAGGGAUAAGAACUGACGACACGUAGACAACUACACCAUGCCAUUAGUGCACUUUUCGUUUAAUUUAGCUUCGAAACGCUCUAUCGCGAGAUUUCCUCCUUUCGCCGAGAAACAAAAGGGUCGAUCCUGCUUGAGGCGAAUUUCGACGUGAUGCCUCGACAAUAGCCAAUCACGGAGCCUUUUUAUCUGGAGCUGCCGUUCGAUAAAUUAAAUCAUCAGCCGUCCGUGGGUGGAGCGUGUUCCUAAUUCUGAUUACACCGCGCUUCAGAGGCGGAAGUCCGUGGCAAUUUUCGCGAAUGCUCGUUCCUCUCUCUUCCUGUUUGCGCGUUUCUUUUUACUCCGGAGGAACGCUAGCCGUGGAAAUAAGGACUGAGCUUAGUGGAAAUAGAAGGCUGUGACUAAAGACAGACAGUGUUGGG